Emiliania huxleyi CCMP1516 is the source of this 414-nucleotide messenger RNA. RefSeq lists its product as hypothetical. Lineage: Eukaryota; Haptophyta; Isochrysidales; Noelaerhabdaceae. The transcript has a single exon. The annotation marks the transcript as partial. The record is from RefSeq and is a predicted model, not a curated record.
AUGAGCCAGCAGCACGUGCAGUGCACCUGGCUCACCUGGCUGGUGCUGGCUAAGCCCGUCCAUGUGUACGCGCGCGAGCCGCAGACUCCUAAUGGCAGGCAUUACGGCAGAGAGACGCAGUCAAAGCAAGACACCUCAGUGGCAGGUGGGCAGGCUUCGCAGUGUCCGCCAGGCUUGGCGUUCGUCUCGGACGUGUCUCCCGAUCCAUCGAGCCGUGUCAACGAGCCUCCCUCGCGCAUCCCGAAGAUCAUCCAUCAGACGGGCCGCAGCCGCUGCGUCUCGGCGAAGUUCCACGAGGUCAUGCGAGCUUGGAUGGACCGCUUCCCGGGCUGGGCCUACCGCUUCCAUGACGACGCCGCGAUGGAGAGCCUCUUGGCGCGUCGGUGGCACGCCUUCCCGCUGCUCCAUGCGGUG